GUUCUGAGUGUUUGGAGUCCAUGUGCUGUUUGGGUUUUAGUGCGUGGAAUGGAAUGGCUGUUAGGCUGGGUCUGUUGUGAUUCGGGCUUUGCACUUGAGUGGCAGGGACAUGUGACUGCUGUGUGAAGGUUAUUUUUGGGAUCUGGGUGGCGGCUUCUCGUCAGAAACCAUAGAGAGUUAGUGGGAGAUGUACUUGUGGAGGCUCAGAAAGCGACACAGAUUGUUAUGUGAGGUUUUGAACUUUUGAACAUGGGUUGUUGCUUCAGCCGAGAAUUAAGCAGCGAUAAUGACAGUGAAGAAACUGGCCUGUUACACAGACCUGUGGAGGAGGAGGGGCUGGAGAGCAAGAUAAGUAGGACUUUGUCUUCAUUAGUCGAUACCUUUGGAGGUGAGGAGCUUCCCGGCGUGGGACGUGGGGCCGGCGUGUGGGCCAGGGUUUCUGUGAGGCCGGUGCACAGGCAGGGUCCAGCGCCAAGCUGGCCCCUUAACGCGGUCUCCUCUCCCACGUCCGGGUCCUUAACCGCGUCUGAAAGCGUGGGUGAGGCUGACGAGAACCCCGACGGCGCUGCCCUCAGGCGGGAUGGUGAAGGUACCCGUGCCCCUCCGUGUGGGGGCCUCCCUGGGGGCGAGGGGCCCUGCUCACGAGCCCCGGCGCCCUCUGGCUGGGGCCUUGGCGGUCACCCUCCCUGCUGUCGCCCAGCCACCUGGGAAAGCUCUGCAGUCAAAAAGGAGGUAGUGGUAACCGUUCAGAUGGGCAGCGCCGCUGGCUUUUGCGGUGUGAAUGGUGGGGAGAGGCCGCAUGGAGACCCUGUUUGUGGUGCCCACAAGCCAUGGAGGCAUUCACAAGAGAGCGGAUUUUACAGUAUCUGUGUAAUUGACCCUGAUGGCCCAGACGCUGGAGAUGAGCUGUGCGCUCGCACGUGUGGAGCAGCUGCGGCUCCCGGGGGUCAUCCAGCUUUCACCUCCAGGGGAGUCCGUGGAGGGCCCUGGCCACCAGACAGCGCUGCCCAAGGGCCAGGGGAGUUCGAGGCACCGCGGGCAGAGCCGUCCCUGCAGGGCAGUCCACUCCCAAGGGAAAGGAAGGAAGCUUUUAACGAGAAAACUAAACCUAGCUCUGCACUUUGGAGUGAUCGUGACCCACCCUGUAAAGUAAACGUUGGUGACCUGCUGGCGAAGACUUCCGCCAGGUUCCCUGAAGAUGGCACAGAAGGGAGCGCGUUAUGUAAGGUUGGCACACUCCCCACGUUGACUGUCAGCACAGACACCGUCUCACUAGUGUGUGUGUGCACCGGCCCAGAAGCAGGAGAGUGCUGCAGCUCAGGACCAGGAGGCCCGGUGCUUGAGUCGCAUGUGAACAUAACUAAUGGCACUUCAGAUGUUGAAAGAAACGUAACAGCUACUGUAGAUCAGAGUUUAAACCUUGAAAAGGAAGAAGAAAAUAACUCUGUAAAGCCACUGAAAGACAGUGAUUGUUCCACUUUAGAUGUUAGCAGAUCAGACAGUAGUCUCCUUUCCGUAAGUCUAGAUAGAGUCAGUUUAAGUUCAGAAAGAUGUGUCACUUCAGUGAGCUUUGGAAAUGAGUGUCUUCCCAUUUGUGCAAAUUCCCAAGAACCAGCUCCUGACAGAGGUGACGAUGCAGGCCCUGCACUCAUCCCGCGGCCAGUGAUGCUUGAGGAGCAGCACCAGGGUGACUGCAGCUUGAAGGCUGGAAGCAGCCAGCUUGCACACAAAGCAGAAUUGUCUCUGCAGUCUCAAAAUAGUUCAUCUUAUCAAGAUGAGGAUGAAAUUGGCAUUUUUGAAGAUGAGGGUCAUGGUAAGAGGGCUUUUGAAUGGAGAGCUGCCUGUCAGGUAGAUCUGAGUGCAGACACUAGGGCCAGCAAGGCCCGGACCUGCAUCUGUGAUGUGAUGUGUGCAGUGCAGGCAGCAGACAUGGAGGGAGUGUUCCAGGGCUCACAGGUAGUGCCCCCAAACGGCGAGUCUCUCGAUGGCUCCAGGUGGCUCAAGAGUGACUUCAUUUCCUCUGCGUGUAUUUUCACCUCCGCUGAAGAGGACAGUGAAACAGAAGAUGAAAUGUGUGUGAAGAGCUCAGGGAGUGCUGAACAAGAAUCACUGAGAGCCACUCACAGAGAGACCAGUAAAGUUGACAAAGGAAGUGUCCAGUCCGACCCUAAGACAGCCUUUGACUGGGAAACAAAUGCACAAAAAUGCACGGCAGUGCCCAGUCAGGAUGUGCUGGCUUGUGUUAGUUCUAGUGUAGCAAAAAACCCUGACUUUGAAACAAAUCAAAUAGAAAAAAAUGAUGAAACGUAUAGAGUGAAUGACGAUAGAGAUGAAGACCUUGGCCUUGUACCACCUUUCAACCAGGGUUGGAGUCCAGGCGCGCAGGAGCCACAAGCAGUGCAGCUGGACUCUGCGGACAGGGCUGGGAGCCUGCGACUGAAGCAGGUGUUCUCCGAACCAGCUGAAGAAGUUUCUGAAUCCUCCAGUGGACGUGCGUCGGGGGCAAAAGACCCAGAGCUGAUCGGUGGCAAAGAGGAGGCGAUGCUUUGUCGGGAGGGAGGCAGCAGUGGUCCUGGCAUUGUCAGCCGUGUGGGUCUGCGUGGAACAAGCAGAUGUGCAUGCCCUUUCAGACAAAGGGGAGCCAGGCCUACGGUGCAGGGACCUGUGUUACACGGGGACGUGGGUCUGGUGGGAAGUUCGGAGGCGAUCUUUGGAGGAAUGGAGUCAGGGGGCGCGCGUGCGGGGCGCUCCUGCUCGGCUGGUAUUGACCCUGCCGAAGUGAACGGAUACUCAGCUGCUGCUCUCGAUGGUCUGCAGGUGAUUCCCGUCAUCCCAGGUGACAGCAAGGAAACAGCAGUGCCAGGUUGCGAGGACCCUGUUCUCUCACUCAUAUCAGAAAAGCCCUCAAAAGGGGAUUUGCAGAGCUUCCCAGAGGAACUGUACUCCCAGCUUUUGGAUGAACUUUCCUGUUACCCGAUGUCAGAGUUGGCAAGUCAGAUGUUUUCUGAAGGGCUGGCGGACGGUUGUGGAUAUCAAGUGGGCUGCCCGUGGACUAAUACAGGUGUAAAAGACAUGUUAGAAGAUGCACAGAUGUUUAGUGAGGACCUGCACAGCCAGCCACAGGACCUCGAGAUCUCUUUGUUUUGGAUGGAAAAGCCCUCUUAUCGGCUACCAGUGGCAGAAGAUGGUGUUAUUUGGGGAUGGCAAGAGAGAGGUGGACAGUUAGUACCAACGGCCAAGGUUUCAGAGCUAAACCCUAAUGCAAAAGUAUGGGGGACUCCUGUGUUACACUUGGAAGCAAGUAAUGCGGCGGAUGGUGGUGUGAGCGCAGCCUGGGAGGCGACGCCCGGACGCGGCCAGGAGGGAUUGGACAGCAGUGGUGAUGGUGACAGAGGUCCUGAGAAUGCUGCGCUGUCGGAUCUGCGGGAGUCAGACCAGGCAGCCAUGAGCGCUCUGGGUCUGGGCCAGUCAGAGCAUGAGUCACCGCCUGAGCAUAGCCAGACGGGAGGACAUGAAUCUCAACCAGAAAGCCAGGAAGACCCCCGGGAAGUACUUAAAAAAACAUUGGAAUUCUGCUUGUCUAGGGAGAACCUUGCUAGUGACAUGUACCUUAUAUCGCAGAUGGACAGUGAUCAGUACGUGCCAAUCACCACGGUAGCUAACCUGGACCACAUCAAGAAGCUCAGCACCGACAUGGACCUGAUUGUCGAAGUGCUGAGAUCUUUACCUUUAGUCCAAGUGGAUGAGAAGGGAGAAAAAGUAAGGCCAAAUCAGAAUCGUUGCAUAGUAAUAUUACGUGAAAUACCUGAAUCCACCCCAGUAGAAGAAGUAGAAGCACUAUUUAAAGGAGAUAACUUACCACGAUUUAUAAACUGUGAAUUUGCCUAUAAUGAUAAUUGGUUUAUUACAUUUGAAACAGAAGCAGAUGCACAACAGGCUUACAAAUACCUUCGAGAAGAAGUCAAAACGUUUCAAGGAAAACCAAUUAAGGCACGGAUAAAAGCAAAGGCGAUAGCUAUAAACACAUUUUUGCCAAAGAACGGCUUUAGACCUCUGGACAUGAGCCUCUACUCGCAGCAGCGCUACACGGCAUCAUUUUACUUACCUCCAGUCUACAGCCCCCAGCAGCAGUUUCCUCUGUACAGCCUGCUUGCCCCCCAGACCUGGUCCGCGACACACAGCUAUCUCGAUCCGCCUCUGGUGGCGCCGUUUCCAAAUACUGGAUUUAUAAAUGGGUUCACGUCGCCAAGCUUCAAACCUGCAGCGUCUCCUCUGGCUACACUCAGACAGUACCCUCCAAGGAGCAGGAAUCCUGGUAAGUCUCAUCUGCGCCACGCCAUUCCCAGUGCAGAGAGAGGGCCCGGGCUGUUAGAAAGCCCUUCCAUAUUUAACUUCACCGCGGACCGGCUGAUGAACGGCGUGCGGAGCCCACAGACGAGGCAGACGGGUCAGCCCCGAGCCCGGCUGCAGAACCUUCCGGCCUACGCCAAGAGAGAUGCAGGGCCAGGGCGGGUGGAGCAGAGCAGCCUCGAGUCCUCUCCGGGCUUAGGCAGAGGAAGGAAAAACUCCUUUGGUUACCGGAAGAAACGGGAGGAGAAGUUCACAAGGAGUCAGACUCAGUCUCCAACACCGCCCAGGCCGCCCUCCCCGAGCUUUGAAUUAGGCCUGUCCAGCUUCCCCCCACUGCCCGGGGCAGCAGGGCAUUUGAAGACAGAAGACUUGUUUGAGAACAGGCUGUCUGGCUUGCUCACAGGAUCAUCCAAAGAAAGGAGCCUGAACGCAGAUGCAAGCACGGACACUCUUCCCGCGGUGCCCCUCCGAGAGCCCUCAGCACCCUGCGCCACACCCACAGCCUGCGAGCGCGCCCCCUCCCCAGCCCGCCUGCCCGAGGAUCCCAAGGUGGUAGAGAAGCAGAGGGAGACCCCGAGUGCGGACAGACGUCCCCCGGCCCAGAGCACAACUGCGAGCAAGUCGGUGCAGGUGAACGGCGCCGCCUCGGAAUUGCGAAAACCCAGCUAUGCAGAGAUUUGUCAGAGGACAAGUAGAGAGCCGCCAUCGUCCCCGUUGCAACCCCAGAAAGAACAAAAGCCAAACACUGUCAGUUGUGGGAAGGAAGAAAAGAAGCUCGCGGAGAGAGAGCCCCCCGCCCCCAAGUCCAGCCCAGGACCACCCAAAGACCAGAGGAGGCCACUGGGCCGCCGACCCUCACCCCCGGCCUCGGGGCGGCGUCCGCACAGAGAACAGAGCCCCCCACCCCGGUCCCCUCAGUGAGCGCCAACGUCUGGGAGGGCUGUGAGGAGCGGAGGUCGCCACGACGAAGCACUGUCCUGCUGGGACGGGAGUGAGCCGCUGGCUAGGAGCUUGCAGUGUAGAUGAGGCCCACGAGGUGCCUGCAGGUUGUUUUUCUUCUGAGUCGGAUUCCCCCCUCUUGAAAAAAAUCUAUUUUUCAGGAUUUAAUUAAUAUAAACCUUAUUUUAGGUUGGUGCUUAACUGGAGGUGAUGCAUAAGUCUGAUUUUUUUCAGGAUAGAAAAUGCAUUUAUCCUAACAAAUUGAUAUUUUUUAUUAAGCCUCCAUGUGGCUAUGAAUGCAAGCUAUAUAUAUAGUGAGUUUUUCUAAAUUAAGCGGAACUGUGCUACUUCUUUUUUUAAAAUAACUGGUUAGCAAGUGCGUAUCUGUGAGAUGUCCAGACCGCCGGGUGAGGCUGAGGCCGUGGGGUUGCGGGCGCGAGGGGACGCUGUGAGUGUAGCCCGGGGGAGGCCGGGUCCGACGGCGCCACGCGCUGGCCUGGCACUCUCCUUCCGUUCAGAAGCCUGACAAGCAGUUCUGGCCAUUUUUAAGUAGAGCCCAUUUUUGGUCCACUGGGCAGAGUAACCGUGCAGAGCACCAGGAGCCCUUGUGUCCUGCCAGCAAGUAGCCAGCUCCUCACUCCAGUCUCGAGUGGCUGUUGUGUAAGAUAGACUCAAAGCACAUUGUGACUAGAACUAAAAUGGAACAUAAACUUUGUUGCCCACUGACAUGUUAGCGCAAAAUUGUACCCUCAUGUUUUGCUCCCAUGAAUGGGUGGGGAGGGCGGGGAGCCUGGCUCCGGGGUCUGCCCCACCUUAGCUCCCCCAACGGGGCGCCUUCUCGAGCCUCACAGGGCCCACGCGCGAAUCGUGGGAGAAGGUGUUCAUGAUGCCCUCUGGUGGUGGAGGGUCCAAGUUCCCGCUCUCUUUACCUCCAAGACAGGGUCUGUGAUCCCUUCGCAAAGCGCUGCUCUCCAAGAACACGCAUGCACUAAAGCUAGCAGUUGGUAAUAAAGUUAAACAUAAAUUAUUUUGUUUUAAAAUGCCUAAAUUUUUUCUUUAAGUAUUCCAAGCAGCAGACAUUAAAAUAAGAAUAUUUCCUGCUAAAUGUAACCAUACAGUUUAUUCCACAAAAUGUUAUUUAACAAGACUGAGGUGUUUUUUUUUUAAAGAGAUUAUUUCCAUCCAAUAUUUAAAGACUUGAAUUUUAUUUAAACUUGAAAAUGACUUUGCCUUAACUUUUGUAUAAGACAGCUUAGAGUUCCUGAGACCGGCCUGGGUUGGCCUGAGUGGGGUGUGCUGUCCCGGUGUUACUGGGUAAGCACUGUAGGAAGAACUAGCAGUCGUGUUUGUAAUUCACCUGGAAGAUCUUACACAGUUGAUCUUUUUUCAGAUUGUUGAAAAAUCCUGUAAAUGCAAAUAGUCGAUGCUGUAUUAAAUAUGUGCACUUGGACGUGUGUGCUUUGCUUGUACAGCUGUAAAUAGUCAGAACAUGUUAAAGAGGUACCCUAAAGAGAAAAGUCUGAUAAAAAUCGAUAUAUUAUAAAUGUUGCUAUUGACCUGGAUGUAGAUAAACUCAAUGUUGUGGUUUGAAUAUUAUUUUAAUUUGUUGAGGUUUUUUCUUUUUCUCUUGUACUGGUAUGUUGAACUGAUUCUGCCUCUUUGCUGCUGCGAAAGGGAGAUGGAAAGUCUUACUAAACUCUUCGAAUGUUUUCAUGCUCUUCUUAAAAAUAUGUAAGUGUGUACUAAUCACAGCUAAUGUGAAAGGGUUUUCGAGGUAUUAUCUGGAAAGUGGAAACUGACAGGGUCUUGAAGUGAAAGUAAAAAAUAAUCUACUUAAAAUCACCCACAUCUAGUAAGCAUGAUUUGCCUGCCAGAGGAAAACGUCCCCUUCGGAGCAGCGUCUUUAUUCAAAUACCUAGACACCCACUCAGUGCUCAUGUUUGUAGAUGCCCGUGAAAGGAACAGGGGGAUUUAUUUCUUUGUAGUUGUGAAAUUGCUGACUGAAAAAGUCAGAAAUAAUUGACCUCUUACACCCAAACCAAUGAGUACUGUAGAAAGAGCUGGAAAGGCGGGCUCAGAGGCCCCGAGAUCCCGUGACGUGGCAGUCUCUGCCCGAGGAGGGAGUGAUGCCUUCAGCGCCGUCAUCCCCAAAUCCCAAAGCCUGUGCAGCCCGAACACUGGUUUUUAGUAGUGGCAGGUCCGUUCCCUGGAGGCGCGCGCGUGGAGCCAGCUGUGCUGUCCGCCGCUCGUGUGCCCAGGGCAGAGCUGUGCGUUCAUGUGGGGUGGAGGUGGCCAGACAGCAGCCAGGCCCAUCCAGGUAGCACGGCUCCCGCAGCAGAGUUGUGUUGUCACUCUGAUGUGAUUUUUAUAGCAUUCUUUUUAAUCAAGCAAGGGUGAUAUGCCAAAUAGCUAUAUAAUGUCCCCCAACCCCCACCUUUCUGAUAUUCCUGAGAUUUUCCACGCAUAGAAGAGCACGGGGGCUGCACAGUGGGAAGCGGAGGUGCUGGCGCACAGGCAGCCCCGCCACGUGCAGCCAGUGUCUGGCUUCUUGUGUGUAAAAUGUAGCUCUUCCUCCCCCGGCAGCCCCUCAAGGUACAGAGUCAGAGACGCAGCCUCACAAAUGGCAUUGAACUUGGACAUCUGUGUGAUGAUACCUGUCAUUUGGAGGGAUAAGAAUGAGAACCCGGCCCCGUCUCACCAGACAUGAAUUUCAAGCAGAGUCGUUGCUUUUUGAGAGUCGGUGUCAUGAUGUUUUCUGCUGUGGCCCUCCUGUAACCACAUCACAGGUUGUCACUAGUGGUGGCAAGAAACGUGUCAUGUUGCCGCAUGGUCGGUGCCGCAUGGAGGCCGGGAUGGGGGCCUUGCGGGCCUCGGGGCAGGUGCGGCCCGUGUCUGCAUCUGUGUCCGCGGGGCAGCGGCGGACAAUCGGCCUGAGGGAGCGGUGUGGCCCCACCCGCGGGAGGGCGGUGACACAGACGCCUCCCCAGGGCUUUGUUUCUGUUCUUCUUUUCAUUAAGACUGGAAUCAAGCUUAUGUGUAAACUAUUGGUAAUUUAAGUUUCCUUUGUGUCAUUCAGUGUAAAACUGUCUAAUUUGAAAAAAAUGUAGGUUAUGAAAAAUAAAGAUUUAGGCACUG
This is a messenger RNA of Hippopotamus amphibius kiboko, 8424 nucleotides long. RefSeq names its product La ribonucleoprotein 4B (gene LARP4B). Gene Ontology annotation, biological process: positive regulation of translation. The coding region runs from base 250 to 5271 and encodes 1673 amino acids. The record is from RefSeq and is a predicted model, not a curated record. Gene Ontology annotation, cellular component: cytoplasmic stress granule; cytosol. Gene Ontology annotation, molecular function: mRNA 3'-UTR binding. The transcript has 16 exons. Lineage: Eukaryota; Metazoa; Chordata; Mammalia; Artiodactyla; Hippopotamidae.